Molecule: messenger RNA, 1304 nt
Organism: Acinonyx jubatus (cheetah)
Lineage: Eukaryota; Metazoa; Chordata; Mammalia; Carnivora; Felidae
Gene: MRPL39
Product: mitochondrial ribosomal protein L39
Exons: 11
Coding region: 1-1251 (416 amino acids)
Cellular component (GO): mitochondrion
Molecular function (GO): RNA binding; nucleotide binding
Source: RefSeq, a predicted model, not a curated record
AUGGCGCGGGUCGGACUCUGCGACCCCAAAGAGGACGCCCGUCUCCCUGCACAGCCCCCGGGGGUGGCGGACCCAUCGCCCUGCGCGAGACGCAAACGCGCCCCCUGGUGGAGGCGUGCAGCGCGGCCGACGGCACCGGAACAAAAGUGUUCUACGGAACGCGGUGCGGGCUCAGAGUUUCCGGGGAGGAGGGCAGAGGAGGACCUGCGCGAGGCGGUUUCUUCGGCAGCGGAGGAGGCAAUGGCUUUGGGGGUCCGGGGGCUGCGCUUCUGGCGGGCCGCCCCUGCUGGCGGGGCUGGCUGGAGAUUGAUAGCAACAUCGCCAGCUUCGCACCUGUCACCGACAGAACUGAUAGAAAUGCAGAAUGACCUCUUUAAUAAAGAGAAAAACAGGCAGUUAUCAUUAACUCCUCGAACUGAGAAGAUUGAAGUUAAACACGUUGGGAAAACGGACCCUGGCACUAUCUUCGUGAUGAAUAAAAACGUUUCAACUCCUUAUAGUUGUGCUAUGCAUUUAAGUGAGUGGUACUGCGGGAAGUCCAUUCUGGCUCUUGUGGACGGACAGCCUUGGGACAUGUAUAAACCUUUGACCAAAUCCUGUGAAAUUGAAUUUCUUACUUUCAAAGAUCGUGAUCCUGGAGAAGUGAAUAAGGCUUAUUGGCGUUCCUGUGCCAUGAUGAUGGGCUGUGUGAUAGAGAGGGCAUUCAAAGAUGAAUAUGUGGUCAGUUUGGUCAGAGCUCCAGAAGUUCCUGUAAUCUCUGGAGCCUUCUGCUAUGAUGUAGUUCUGGAUAAGAGACUUGAUGAGUGGAUGCCAACAAAAGAGAACCUGCGUUCCUUCACAAAAGAUGCCCGUGCUUUAAUUUAUAAAGAUCUUCCAUUUGAAACUCUGGAAGUGGAAGCAAAAGUGGCAUUGGAAAUAUUUCAGCACAACAAGUACAAAACGGAUUUCAUAGAAGAGAAGGCAUCUCAGAACCCUGAGAGGAUAGUCAAGCUGCACAGAUUUGGUGACUUCAUUGAUGUGAGUGAGGGUCCUCUUAUUCCAAGAACAAGUAUUUGUUUCCAGUAUGAAGUAUCAGCAGUUCACAAUCUUCAAGCCACGCAGUUGAGUCUUGUACGAAGAUUCCAGGGUCUGUCUUUACCGGUACACUUAAGAGCACAUUUUACUAUAUGGAAUAAGCUAUUGGAGAGAUCUCGGAAAAUGGUAACUGAAGAUCAAACUAAACCUACAGAGGAAAGUGCAUCGACCCAGUAAUUUCCUAAAAAUUAAAUAUAUAUAGUAAAUUAAAAUAAAAGUUUUCUACAAAA